UCAGAUUUUUCAAUUUUUUUUAGGGAAAUAAAUCAAAAACUAUCUAUUUAGUUCGUUCUUUGCUAGCCACAUUUAUCCGCCUUGGAUUUAUCUUAAGUCUGCCUAAAAAUGCGGUCAAUUCAAAUCAAAUCCAAAAAACGUUUUCAAAUCACGAUUUGAUUUUACCAAAGAUUGAAGAACUCGAGAUUCCAAAGGGAUGUCGUCAUUACCCACGAAAAAUGCUUUGAAGUAAUUACCCUGGUCAUCAAUCUACACAGAGAUCAUUAACAUGCUACCUAUUCUGCGUCUACCAUUCCCUAGAAUACUUAUCUCGAGUUGUGUCAAAAAGAUAUUCGAGCAACCCAUUUAAAUGCCACAAUCACGACUGGAAUAAUGGAACGUCAGAUUUGACGUAAAUUGGCACACUUAUUUGUGAAUAGCCCAGAAUUCUGCUUAAGCUCUUCAGAAAACGACGAAAUGAACAACGAAUCAUCACAAAAUCGUGAUGCUAUGCCGAAGCGAAGAGCGACAGUGGCUGUGUUGGGGGCUUCAUCGGUCGGCAAAAGUUCCCUCAUCCACCAGUUCAUGUUCUGUCACCUACACCACUUGAACCACCCCGCCCCCACCUCCAACCCCGCAAACCACCUCUCCUCAGCCCCCAGGUCAUCCAGUGCCCCAACGCGAUCAGAGAAACAACCGCAGGCACAUCACCCAAACCUAUUCGUCAACCAAUCUCUGUACGAGGUGACGAUAGUGGAUCCUCCCCACUGCAAAGACGAGGACAUGUUUAACAUGCACGAGUGGGCCCAGCUGCAGUUCAGCUGUGUGAAUGCUCACCUAGCAGAAGCGUUUGUGCUCGUUUACGACGUAUCAUCUCCCCUCACAUUCAAAUACAUUCAGGUGCUCAGAGAACAGAUCAACGAGAGCUUUGAGGGUACCUCUGAUGCUGUAGUGCCCCCUAUUCUAGUGGUGGGCAAUAAGUGUGACAUCAGCAAACGCGCCUACCCUCUACACGUCGUGUCCGAAAUCGUGAAAAAACACUGGCACUGUGAAUACAUGGAGUGUUCAGCCAAGUACAACUGUCGCGUGUUCGGAGUGUUCCGAGAGAUCAUGAUGAUGGUAGACGCCUGCGAGAACUCGCCUGGCGGAGGACUCCAUCACCAUGGCAACCAGAACUUCUCAAGGGUGCAGAGUCUGUUUAAUCAGCCCUUCAAUCACAAUUGGGGCUCAUUCACCAGACGCCAAAGCAGAUAUUUCUCUCAAUUCGCCCAACACAAUUCGAGUUACCGAAGGAAGCGCCGCCAAUCUCUCUCUGUGUAUAUUCCAAGCCUAAAUAAGAAAGGUCAAAGUUCGAAUUGCUCCGAAUCGUCUUCAAAUUUAACAAACUCUAUUAACAGUAGAAUUAGAGGAUACCUGUCAUCUUGUAUGUCAAGGACAGCCUAAUUUAAUUUUACACACAAAUUUGUAAUUGUUUCGAAUCUAUUGAAAAUUAUAAUAAUAUUAAAUAAUGAACUAUUCGAUGUUAUAUUUCACG
Molecule: messenger RNA, 1513 nt
Organism: Symsagittifera roscoffensis
Lineage: Eukaryota; Metazoa; Xenacoelomorpha; Acoela; Convolutidae
Product: ras-like protein family member 10B
Exons: 6
Coding region: 457-1422 (321 amino acids)
Molecular function (GO): GTPase activity; GTP binding
Source: RefSeq, a predicted model, not a curated record